Brassica napus (rape) is the source of this 2256-nucleotide messenger RNA. Its product is annotated as E3 ubiquitin-protein ligase KEG-like. Lineage: Eukaryota; Viridiplantae; Streptophyta; Magnoliopsida; Brassicales; Brassicaceae. The transcript is spliced from 4 exons. Bases 330 to 2228 code for a protein of 632 amino acids. Gene Ontology annotation, molecular function: protein kinase activity; ATP binding. Gene Ontology annotation, biological process: protein phosphorylation. The record is from RefSeq and is a predicted model, not a curated record.
UUAUCAAUUUAUUGUUUAUUUUUACAAGGCCUCAAGCUAACCUAAAAGAUUGGCAAACAACAAACUGGAUUCUCCAAACUAAGCCCAACAAAGAAUUUACGUGGCCUUUACGCCAAUAAAGAAGUGGUCGGCGGAUUAAGAAACCUUUAAAAACCCUAACACCUUAUAGUUAAUGACGGCGAAGACGAGGGAAAGUGAUAAAAAAGGCUCUUCUUCUUUAACCAACUUAGGUUUGAGUAUGUUCUAUCUUGUGGAUCCACUUUCUUCGACUUGUGUUCCAUUUAAGUUGUAGGCUAACUGUUGAAACUGCAUUAUCUUGUUCAGAUCAUAUGGCUUCAAAGAUUACUGCUAAAAAGAAUGAUGAUUUUGACUAUGAAAUCAUUGAAGGCGAGUCUAAGACCGCUUUAGCAGCAGCCGGCACGAGUUCUCGGAUUGAUUCUGCAACGUUGGAGCUUCGGCAUCGAAUUGGAAGAGGUCCCUUUGGUGAUGUUUGGCUAGCUACUCAUCAUCAGUCCACAAAGGACUAUGAAGUGGCCAUCAAAAUGCUUCAUCCCAUCAAUAAAGAUCAGAUGAGAGUUGUGGUAGAUAAGUUUAAGGAUUUGGUAUCCAAGUCUCAAGGGAUGGAGAAUGUUUGUCUCCUCCGAGGAGUCUCUAUCAUUAGUGGAAGGAUUUGCCUCGUCAUGAAAUUCUAUGAGGGCUGUGUUGGUGACAAGAUGGCUCGGCUUAAAGGAGGAAAGCUUUCAUUGUCUGAUGUAUUGAGAUAUGGGAUUGAUCUAGUUACAGGGAUUCUUGAGUUGCACGCAAAAGGGUUUCUGAUUCUCAAUCUCAAGCCCUCUAACUUUCUUCUCAAUGAUAACGAUACGGCCAUCCUAGGGGAUGUUGGAGUCCCUUAUCUACUUCAUAGUAUCCCUUUGCCAAGUUCUGAUAUGAUAAUGAGACUUGGAACUCCAAACUAUAUGGCUCCAGAACAGUGGCAACCUGAAGUAGGAGGUCCCAUGUCCUUUGAGACUGAUUCUUGGGGGGUUGGAUGCAGCAUUGUGGAAAUGCUCACUGGUGCACAACCUUGGAGUGGUAAAUCCAUCGACGAAAUUUACAACUUAGUGGUCAUAAAAAGAGAAAAGCUCACUAUCCCCAAUGCCAUACCGCCUCCUCUUGAGAAGCUACUUCAGGGUUGCUUUAUGUAUGAUCUUCGAAGCCGACCUUCUAUGACAGACAUCUUACACGUCUUGAAGAGGUUGCAGAACUCAGAGGAAGAAGAGUUCUGGUCCUUCUGGAGAGGCAUUGAUAGUAGAGAAAUCAGGAAGAGCUCAGCUUAUCUCGGCUAUACAGAAUGGUUCCUUUCAAAGGAUCAACUGCAAGUAGGCGACACGGUGCGUUCAAGAAAGCCUGCCAAUUCGUGUAAGCAUGAGAACAUGGAUGUGCCAGAAGGAAAGGUAGUUGGUUUAGAACGUGACACAACCGACUCAGAUGGGUUUGCUCUGGUUAAAGUCCAUGGUGUUCAUGAUCCGUUAAGGGUUCACGUAUCUGUUCUUGAAAGGGUAACUAAAGACUUGGCUUCUGGAGAUUGGGUACGUCUGAAGUAUGUAGGAGUAGCAGACAAGAGGUGUUCUCCAGUUGGCAUUGUCCAUUCAAUCAACCGUGAGGGAAUUGUAGCUGUUGGGUUUAUUGGGUUGCCAACUCUCUGGAGAGGGACUUCAUCACAGCUUCAGAUGGCUAAAGGAUACAGUGUUGGUCAGUUUGUGAAGAUCAAAGCCUUUGUUGUCACCCCAAGAUUCAAAUGGAUACAUAAAGAUAGAGGAGUUUGGGCAACUGGCAGAAUCUCUCAUGUUUUACCAAACGGUUGUCUCGAGGUGGAGUUCCCUGGAGCGUUGCCUUUUGGACAGGAACAUGGAAGCUGUCUUGCUGAUCCGGCUGAAGUAGAGGUUGUGGAUUUUAGUACUUGUGAAGGAGUUGUGGAGAAAUAUCAGCAUCUUGAGGACUUUCACUGGGCUGUGAGACCUUUACUGGUUGCCGUGGGUGUAUUGACAGUAAUGACGUUAGGAGGGUCAUUGGUUGGGAAGAAAGUGGGAAGAUCAAAGGAUAUCAAACAGCGAGUUGGCUCGGGUAGACUAUGCAAUUGUCAGAUUCCUAAUGGUCAGGACAGGGCCGGUCCUGACCGUAAGGUCUCUCGCAAAUCUAAAUCUAAAUCUAAAUCUAAAUCUAAAUCCAAUUCUAAAUGGUUUUUUUAAGUUUAAGUGUUUAAGGGUGUGGUUAGGU